This is a messenger RNA of Oikopleura dioica, 783 nucleotides long. NCBI's taxonomy places the organism in Eukaryota, Metazoa, Chordata, Appendicularia, Copelata, Oikopleuridae. The record is from the annotation of a GenBank genome assembly.
AUGGACGAAACAAGAAGAGAAGAAAAACAAUCGAAAUAUGCAAGGCUGCUUUGGAAAACGAGAAAAAUUCAAGACGAGGAAGCUGGAAAAGCUAAACAAGCUAAAGAAGAUGCCAAGAAAUCUGCCUACGAUCGGAGUUAUUACAGAGAGAAGGGAUCUACUGGAAGCAAGGAGCAACCACUUUUUAACGAAGAGGACAUUGUCUUCCAAGAAGACAACCUAGACAGUGGUUAUUCUUGCGACUCAAAUCCACCGGAAAAGAACCAUCAAGCACCAAGGAAGGUAAAACGACAGACUCCAAAGAAAAUUGAACCGAAGAAAGAAAAGAAGUCGGGCUUCUUCGGGUUCUUCAAACGAAAAAAGACCGUGAAAAAACAGUGCCCCGUCGGAUGCGAGUGCUUGUGUCAUACUGAGAAGACGAUUACGUCCGUUGCGGUGGACAUGGCCUUACUUACUGCAAAUGCUAAUCAGUUACGAAUUCUCAUGGUAAUGUAUGACCUCUGCGGGAAGAUAGAUUGGGAGCAGACAAGGACUCUUGAAAAUGGAGUCUCUGUUCCAACUGGAUGCGAGGUUCGCCCAUUCACAUGGAAAUGUCUCCUCUUCCUCGUCCUUAUCUCUAUCUCAGGACAGAUUCUGAUAGGAGUCGUCAACACCUGCAUCUUCAGCUUUAUCCAACACCCAAACAAAAAUUUCCUCGCUCGAACUGUUCAGUCCUUCUCUCUUAUGCUCGUCUUUUUCAUUACUUGCGUCAACAUUGUCAUGACCGGUAUUUUCGCCGGAUAA